Messenger RNA from Symsagittifera roscoffensis, 1293 nucleotides. Its product is annotated as splicing factor YJU2-like. NCBI's taxonomy places the organism in Eukaryota, Metazoa, Xenacoelomorpha, Acoela, Convolutidae. The transcript has 3 exons. Gene Ontology annotation, biological process: mRNA splicing, via spliceosome. Bases 6 to 1226 code for a protein of 406 amino acids. The record is from RefSeq and is a predicted model, not a curated record. Gene Ontology annotation, cellular component: U2-type catalytic step 1 spliceosome.
GAGUGAUGACUGAACGAAAAGUGCUGAACAAAUACUACCCGCCCGACUACGACUACAGAAGAAUCCCGAGACUGAAAAGGGAGCGAAACGCGCAAUGGGUGCAGCGAGUCAUGGCUCCAUUCAACAUGCGAUGCAACACGUGUGGACAUUACAUAUACAGGGGCACGAAGUUCAACGCCAGACGUGAAACGGCGAUGGGUGAGACUUAUUUGGGCCUGAAGAUCUUCAGAUUCUACAUUCGGUGUCCAAUGUGUUGUGGAGACAUAUCGUUCAAAACUGACAUCGAGAAUCUAGACUAUGCUAUCGAGACAGGUGCAACCAGGAAUUUCGAAGCUGCCAAGUUGAUCGCGGCUGAGGACAAGCGCAAACAGGAAGAAGUCGCGGCUGAAGAGGCUAACAACCCUAUGGCAGUGCUUGAGAAUCGAACCCGGGACUCGAGACGAGAGAUGGAGAUCAUGGAAAACCUGGAGGAGCUGAAAGAGCGGGCGGACAGCAAUGCGACAACGGACUUGAAUGACCUUAUAGGUAACAGUCUAGCCAAACAGCAGCAGUUGUUGUCACAGAUUCUACUCAAGCAGGAGGAAGACGACGAAGCUUUUAUCAGUUCCCUUUAUGAGCAAACGAGUGACGGAACACGCAUUAAGCGAAUAAACACAUCUAUCUACGAAGCAGAAGUUGACUUGGACGAUUGCGACGCUCUUCCCAAUCUGCUAAGUGCCCCUUCGUGUAGCAAAGCAUCCACGGAUAUUUUGUCUGCAGAUGACGAAGAACCAAGUUGCAAAGUGAUCAAAAAAGACAGCAAACAAUCCAGUAAAACAUCGAAAAGUUCCUUAAGUGGACUUGUCAAGGUGAAAACGAAAAAAACUGAUGCGAGUAUUAAAGUGACGCCAAGUUGUAAAUUGGACAAUGUCGCGAAUCACACUAAACCAUGCGAGAUAUCUGUUAAACCGGUCGAGUUUAGUCAAAUAGACAAGGAAUUGGAUAAAUCGGAUGCUCGUUUGAAACCUGAAACAGAUGUUAGGGAUGUAGAAAGUAAAGAAUCUUUUGAAGCAAAUGGCAAAUCGGAUUCCAAAGCAAUAACUGAUGGCAAAGUGGCCGCUAAACCUGCAUGUUCACUGAUGCAAAUUCCUUCCUCAAGUGAAAUUCCUUCUUCAGUGGCUCCUAGUUCUUUGUUAUCAUUAGGAGCCUACAGUGACUCUUCUAAUAGUGAUGAUGGAGAUGGAUGAGUUUAAAACCAUGAACGUUGUGAUUGUGUUUUAUAAAUUACAUGGAAGUAAAGUGUUAAUUGAUUUU